Messenger RNA from Triplophysa dalaica, 2263 nucleotides. RefSeq names its product DNA methyltransferase 1 associated protein 1 (gene dmap1). Gene Ontology annotation, molecular function: transcription corepressor activity. Bases 117 to 1517 code for a protein of 466 amino acids. Gene Ontology annotation, biological process: negative regulation of transcription by RNA polymerase II; chromatin remodeling; DNA repair. The transcript is spliced from 11 exons. Gene Ontology annotation, cellular component: NuA4 histone acetyltransferase complex; Swr1 complex; nucleus. Lineage: Eukaryota; Metazoa; Chordata; Actinopteri; Cypriniformes; Nemacheilidae. The record is from RefSeq and is a predicted model, not a curated record.
GAAGAACCCAGCGCCGUACAUGUUAGCAUCUCAGCUAACAAACCGGCUAUUAUAGACUAGCGAGUACAUUUUAGAUAAAUCGACUGCGUGUAUAUUUCUCAGUUAAAGCCCUCACCAUGACGACGGGUGCUGAUGUGAGGGAUAUUCUGGAGCUGACAGGAGGUGACAAUGAGUCAGGACCCAUCAGUAAGAAAGACAUCAUCAACUCAGACAAGAAAAAAGCAAAGAAAGUGACAGAGACUUUGACGUUUAAGCGACCAGAAGGAAUGCACAGAGAAGUUUAUGCUUUACUCUAUUCAGACAAAAAUAGAGAUGCCCCUCCGCUAAUGCCAAGUGAUACCACGCAGGGCUACCGGACGGUCAAGGCUCAACUGGGCUGUAAGAAGGUACGGCCCUGGAAGUGGAUGCCAUUUUCUAAUCCAGCCAGGAAAGAUGGAGCUAUUUUCCAUCACUGGAGACGUGCGGCAGAGGAGGGAAAGGACUACCCAUUUUCUCGCUUUAACAAGACUGUUCAGGUGCCUGUGUACUCGGAGCAGGAGUAUCAGAUGUAUCUCCAUGAUGACGGAUGGACGAAAGCUGAAACGGAUCAUCUGUUUGACUUAUGCAAGCGUUUCGACCUGCGAUUCGUUGUUAUUCAUGACCGCUACGAUCACCAGCAAUACAGAAAACGAUCUGUUGAGGAUCUCAAGGAACGUUAUUACAACAUUUGUGGGAAGUUAACAAAGGUUCGGGCAGGGGCAGGGACAGGGACCGAGCCAAAGAUCUAUAUAUUUGACGCUGGUCAUGAGAGACGCAGAAAAGAGCAGCUAGACAGGUUAUUUAACCGCACUCCUGAGCAGGUGACAGAAGAAGAGUAUCUGAUCCAGGAGCUGAGGAAGAUUGAGAACCGCAAAAAGGAGCGUGAGAAGAAGGCCCAGGACCUUCAGAAGCUCAUAACAGCUGCUGACACAAACACAGAAAUGCGUAGAGCUGAACGCAAAGCCACCAAGAAGAAGUUGCCGCAAAAACGAGAGACAGAGAAAACGACUGUUCCUGAAACUGCAGGCAUUAAAUUCCCCGACUUCAAAUCUGCUGGUGUUUCACUACGAAGCCAGAGAAUGAAGCUGCCCAGUUCAGUUGGACAAAAGAAAAUAAAAGCAAUUGAACAGAUCUUGACAGAGCAAGGAGUUGAUCUUAACCCCAUGCCCACAGAGGAGAAUGUGCAUAUGUUUAAUGAACUGCGCAGUGAUCUGGUCCUGGUGUAUGAGCUUAAGCAAGCCUACAGUAACUGUGAGUACGAACAGCAAAUGUUGCGGCACCGCUAUGAUGCUCUGCUAAAAGCAGGGGGCGCCGUCACGCCACAGAGUGAGACCAGUGGAACUCUGGACAGUCAAUCUUGGCUUGGGACUGAUGACAUCAAAACAGAAGCCAAAGAGCAGAUUAUCGAUGUGGUUGGAGCUCCGCUCACACCAAAUUCACGCAAACGCCGAGAAUCUGCCUCCAGCUCUUCAUCUAUCAAGAAGGUGAAGAAACCAUGACGUGAAUUACUUUUUUAAACUCAGCGGACAUUUUGGAAGAGGAGAGAGUGUUUUGGAUCUCUCUUAAGUGACUGUCUCAGAGGAUGGUUGUGGUUGUAGGUCAUUGUUUGCUUUUUUUGAUGACCGGUCUCUGGCACUGUUAAUGUGUUUGCCACAACGACUUUCCUCCCUGUCCACCACUCCUCAAUCCCACCUGCUUCUCUCCUCCCUUGGUUCUCUAGACCCGACCUACACCAUGACACAGACCACCUUUGACAUCCUAUUUCAUUAUACCACCACCUCUGACCUGACAGACAGCCCCAACCGAGAUGAACAGUAAAUUGUCAGAGAGAGUUAAUCGUCACGUGUAAAGACAGGAGUAAGGAGUAAAAUCUGCUUGCCUGACAUGAACGUAUUCCGGACAGAUGUAUGACACAGUGAACCUGGAUGCUGUUGGGAGAAUUAAUUGAAUGGGUGUUUGCUUUUUUUCUUGGAUGCCUCUUGAAACGAAAGGCUCUGGAAGAAUGUCCAUUUGUACAUUAUUUUGACCUACGAACCUGCCCUUACACAAACCGGAUCUCCUCAAGCUCAUACAAUUCUCUUUUUUUGGGGGUCCUGCCCAUUCACCUCAUCAUCUGUUAAAUGUCCUGUUCAAAGGUUUAAUAAAUGUUGUGUUUUUCAAGUGUGUUUUAUUUUGAAACGCUCAUCAUAUCAAUAAAUUGUGAUGUUAAAAUAUAUUUUAAGAUUAAAAGUUGUUUGAAAUUGAA